This is a messenger RNA of Maniola jurtina (meadow brown), 2485 nucleotides long. RefSeq names its product protein male-specific lethal-3 (gene msl-3). Gene Ontology annotation, biological process: regulation of DNA-templated transcription; chromatin organization. The record is from RefSeq and is a predicted model, not a curated record. NCBI's taxonomy places the organism in Eukaryota, Metazoa, Arthropoda, Insecta, Lepidoptera, Nymphalidae. The transcript has 13 exons. Gene Ontology annotation, cellular component: nucleus; MSL complex; NuA4 histone acetyltransferase complex. Bases 293 to 2017 code for a protein of 574 amino acids.
UUUGAUGCGGGCCGGUCCGUCAUUGAUUUGUUUACAAUUUUAAAUUCUGAAAUCACGCGAGAUUUGUAGAUGCGUAAUUAUUGUAAAAUUGUAUAAAAAUCGAGACAUGACACAUGAAAUAUAAAAUACUUUCUUUUAUAAGAUUAAUAGUUUUGCUCUGGUUAUCAGGAUUAAUAGGUACAAACGAGGUGCGUCUGCCGUCUGCAUUCUGCACUAUGUUUGCACAGUCCCACUCUAAAGUGCGCUUUGUGAUAUUUUAUUAUGUGUUUAAACUCAUGUCGUCGGUGCAGUAAUGUAUGUGGUGAUAAUAGUAACUCUUUUAUUAUUUCAAAGAAUUUUUAAACGCUACUAUUCGUCGAGUUCAGAUCGAGUUAUGGUAUCGACGAGAGGAGUUAGGUAUAAGUUUAGCGAAGGGGAGCGUGUGUUGUGUUAUGAACCAGAUCCUACAAAAGCAAAAGUUUUGUAUGACUCCAAGGUUUUGGAAGUUAUAGAGAGUAAGGAUAAGCGUGGACGUCGCACUGUAGAGUAUCUGAUACAUUUCCAAGGUUGGAAUUCUUCCUGGGAUCGUUGUGUUAGUGAAGACUUUGUGUUAAAAGAUACCGAAGAAAACAGGCAGUUGCAGAGAGACCUGGCUGAAAAAUCUCAGCUUCAGUUGGGAGCAUACUUGUACAGACGAGAACGUAAAAAGGGCAACAGCACAAAUUCUGGUUCCGGGCCAGCUAAAAGACCCCGCCAUGGCUUCAGCGACGAUGGUUCUUCCAGUAGCACGCAACCUGAUCCUGAUGAUGGUGAGACAGGUGAUACAGACUCUUCAUCAGAGUCAGCAUCCAGUGCUCAACCCAAUUCUCCCCCCAACUUGAACCCUGGCAGAGCCAGUAUAAUAUUACCAUCGGCUCUUAGGGAUCGUCUGACAUUCGACUACCACCUGGUGGUGAAGCGCGGGCGGCUGUCGCGGCUGCCGGCGUCGCCGUGCGUGGCGCACAUCCUGGAGUCCUUCGUGAAGUGGUUCGCGCGCGCGGGCGCGUGGAACCCGCCGCGCGCGCGCCACGACCCCACGCACAAACCCGACAUGCUCGAUGUUUCGUGCAGGUUAAAUUUACUCAGGGAGGUAGCGGAUGGACUGAGGGUAUACUUCGACUUCAUACUGCGCGGGCAUCUACUUUACAAGCAGGAAGCGGAACAGUAUUACGAAUAUUGCGGGCAAUAUGUCGAAGAACCGGAUAUAAAGUCAGAGCCCGACGAUGAAGAUGAAGAGAACCAAGAUCCUGCGCAAGAAGAGGCCGCGAGAGAAGUGGAGGCGGUGGAGAACGACCUUAAGAGCCCUAAAUUGCCAGAGUAUUCCCACUUACCGCCAGACCCCGACCACGGAGAAAACGGAGAGGAGCCAAUAGCAGAGAACCAUGAAGCCGAGGCGGAGGCGGAGGCGGAGGCGGAAGACGAGGCGGAGGUGAAGACAGAGAUCGAGGAGACGCCUGAGGGCGCGAGGAGCUCGCCCCGAACCGAUGACGGUGCGCGGCGGGAACCGCAGGCCGCGCCGCGAUCACAUAGCCUCGCCAGGAGACUCCGUUCACACAAGUCAGCGGUGUCGCAGUCAGAAAAUGAAGAGCCAGCGCCGUCCACCUCCACGGGGGAACAAAGAACGUUUGAAACAUUAUCUUCAAGCGUGGGCAGCAGCGGCUCCUCGAUGAGCGAGAGCUGGGCGCGGCCGGCGCGCGCUCUGCCCGCGCCCGCCGCGCCCGCGCGCAACCCGCUCUCGCAGCUGCUCGACAAGGUAGCAAAAUGGCAGUUAGUACCGCGCGAGGAUACAGAACACCUUCCUUGUAGAGUCUAUGGCGCCAUUCACCUAGCGAGGCUCUUUGUUAAGCUACCUGACUUUUUAAAUGCAACACAGAUGCCCGAUUUCAAGUUGAAAUUAAUAUUAAAACAUAUAGAUAUGUUUGUACAGUACCUGGAGGAACACAGCGAGUGGUUCGGAGAAAUGUUUUACAUAACAGACGGCGUGUCGCGGUCGCAUUGAAUCACACAAAAUGUACAUAGGAAUAAUUAUGUUGAUCCUUUAGAGAUUACUAAGUUACAAGAGAUAGACGCAAGCCACAUUGUGGAUUACGAUGGCUCAGCUUAGCCUUGCUGAGCUUUGGCUUCUUUUCUACUUUGGUUCACACCGUCAGCGAUUUUGCUAAGGCGAUCUGUGGUAUAGCGAGGCGAUUAGCUCUACCCGGUAAUGGUAGUGUGCUUAGUGUUAGAUUUUACAUCUCAUCAAUGUUGAUAGAAUUCGUGCAUCAAAACAGUAACUUUAGAGUAAAUGGCCCUUAUUAAGACAUAUACUGAAAAAUCUACGUAUUCUUGUUUUUUUGAGAUAAUUUUAUCUUUUUUUUUUUACAUGUUGACUUAUAUCGAUACAUGUCGAGUUAAAAUAGAUGGCUCCUACUGUAUAGUAAGUCAUCUGAAAAAUUCCAAUUUUACGGGAGAGCGUGUCAAAGAUAAA